Molecule: messenger RNA, 1830 nt
Organism: Aspergillus alliaceus
Lineage: Eukaryota; Fungi; Ascomycota; Eurotiomycetes; Eurotiales; Aspergillaceae
Product: GMC family oxidoreductase
Exons: 4
Coding region: 1-1830 (609 amino acids)
Biological process (GO): secondary metabolite biosynthetic process
Molecular function (GO): oxidoreductase activity, acting on CH-OH group of donors; flavin adenine dinucleotide binding
Source: RefSeq, a predicted model, not a curated record
AUGAAGAUACUCGGUCGAGUAGGUUUAGUUCCGCUUGCUCUUCAUCGGCUCGUCUAUCGCGCAGUCGCUACCCCGACUUCCCAUGGCCCGCCCACAGUUUCUCCAAGGUUCCUCCAUGAUAGACGGUUCGACUACGUUGUUGUGGGUGGCGGUACGGCGGGGAUCGUCAUAGCGACUCGACUCGCACAAAGGUCGUACACCGUUGCACUGGUUGAAGCUGGUGGCUAUUAUGAAACUCAAUCACUGGCAGCGGUUCCCUUGGCGGAUAUAAUUCCGGUUGGAUCAGAUCCAAGCACGAAGAUUAGCAUAGACUGGGGGUUUGUGGCGGAAAACCAGCCGGGUGCGAACAAUCGUGCUAUCCACUAUGCGCGAGGGAAAUGUCUAGGUGGCUCACCAACAAGAGAGUCCAUGGAUCUAUGGGCCACGGCUGUAGGGGAUACCAGCUACAGUUUCGAGCGGGUUCUUCCUUAUCUUAAACGGAGUGUCCAUUUUACUCCUCCUAAUCGAGAGACCCGAUUUCUCAACGCAACACCGACCUUUGAUCCUGCCGCGUACGACCCCGAAGGUGGGCCAUUGCAGGUAUCGUACUCCAACUACGCUAUACCAUUCUCAUCCUGGAUGAGGCUUGCAAUGAACGAUAUUGGCAUCAAUGAUACGAAAGAGUUCAAUCUUGGAUCGUUAAUGGGGGCGCAAUAUUGCACCAACACUAUCCGGCCGCGGGACGAGACCAGGAGCAGUUCCGAGAGUUCUUUCUUGGGAAAGAAACCUCCACUCCUGACUAUAUACACAUACGCAUUGGCAAAGAAGGUAUUGUUCGACCCACAGAAGCGUGCUAUAGGGGUUCAGGUGGGGACCACCCUCGGGAUAUUCACACUGUUUGCCAACAAAGAGGUCAUCGUCUCUGCUGGUGCAUUCCAGUCUCCUCAGCUUCUUAUGGUAUCUGGUAUCGGCCCGGCACACACACUUGAACAACUUGGGAUACCUGUUGUGGCUGAUCGACCUGGUGUCGGUCAGGAUAUGUGGGAUCAUCCACUGUUCGCCCCUUCCUACCGCGUGCAAGUAACAACCGCAACUAGAAUUGUCACUAACUUCCUGUAUCUUCUCGGCCAAGUGGUCAAUGGUGUUAUUCUUCACGACGGUCCACUAACCAACCCUCUCACAGAUUAUCUAGGGUGGGAGAAAAUUCCCACUAAUCUACGGUCCCACUUCUCCAACCACACCCUAGCGGAUCUGGCUCACUUCCCUGCCGACUGGCCGGAGGCAGAGUACAUAUCUAUGGCAGGAUACGUUGGAAAUGUGUCCAACCCAAUUGCAGAUCAGCCCAGGGAUGGUUAUGACUACGCCUCAAUAGUCGGUGUUCUUGUCGCUCCAACAUCGCGAGGCAACAUCACGCUUCGCUCGGCAGACACCUCUGACCUUCCGAUAAUCAACCCAAACUGGCUGGCGACCCGGACUGACGAAGAAGUCGCCAUUGCGAUGUUCAAGCGAAUACGCCAAGCCUUCCAGAGCAGAUCCAUGGCGCCUGUGUUGAUCGGUGACGAGUACUAUCCUGGGGACCGCGUCCAGUCCGAUGCAGACAUUUUGCAAUACAUUAAGAACAACGUGAUGACGAUCUGGCAUGCAGCCUGCACCUGUAAAAUGGGGAUGUCAAAUGACUCCAUGGCGGUUGUAGAUUCUCAGGCAAGAGUUUUCGGGGUUGAAGGCUUGCGGGUUGUGGAUGCAAGCGCAUUCCCACUCCUUCCUCCAGGACACCCACAGUCGGUCGUGUACAUGUUGGCAGAAAAGAUCUCUGAUGUCAUGCUCUCCGACAAGGCAACACCCGGAUGCUAG